AUGGACUUCUUAUCAGACAGCGACGAGGAUUUUAAGCCUGAGUCUUUUCAACCUUUUACCCCUGAUUUUGAUAUUGUGCAACGAUGGAGAUGGCUCAAUGAACUUUACCACAAGUUCAGCCGUCCUCCAUACACAUCCAUGACCGACAAAAUGAAAAUUAUCAUUGCGACAAAUCGUCUUUGUAACACGUAUCGCGAGAGAUGGCAAUUACUCAAAGAAUGGGCGCCACCGGAAGAACGUGAAAGGCUAAAGACAUGGAAAGCCUUUGAGGAGUGGACCUUGACCCUAUUGAACAUCUCUGGCGAAUUCGGUUUAGUGGAAAUGUACACAAACGCUCGUCACAAGCCUUCCCAAGAUCCAUCUCAAUUUCGCACAUACCUCUGUGCCAUCGAGGCUGAGCUUGAGAAGCAAUUCGAACCCCGUUCCCAAAAAGAACAAUCCCUCACAUUUCUCGUCAAGCUCGACCCAGAACUGCAAUGUGACACCCGACAAGGAUGCAUUGGUAGUAAAGGUCAAUUACCGGAAAAUUUACCCGAGAUGGUCAGAUUGGCAAGUGCCAGAUGGAGAGCUAGAAAGUCGGCGUUGGAGAUCAUGCAUCAGGCCGACCAUGGCAAAGGAUCAGGUUCUUCUCGUGGAAAUCACCGUGGGAGGGCUCGAUGUUCACGAAACCGUCGCGGCCGUGGGAACAUCAGCAACAAACAACAGAUUGCAUAG
Penicillium concentricum is the source of this 714-nucleotide messenger RNA. RefSeq lists its product as uncharacterized. The transcript has a single exon. Bases 1 to 714 code for a protein of 237 amino acids. NCBI's taxonomy places the organism in Eukaryota, Fungi, Ascomycota, Eurotiomycetes, Eurotiales, Aspergillaceae. The record is from RefSeq and is a predicted model, not a curated record.